AAAACCCACGACUAUUCUUAUAUCUAGUGUACCGCUGUUCCAACACUACUCGACAACUCUGGCUGUUUUCUCACCACCGCAACACCCAGACUUAACAUCCUACUGACUUUGACAAUACAAACCUUCGCAAUGGAGAAGCAAAAUGUACCUAUGCAGCAAUAUCCUCAGUCACCAGACAUGACCGGCCAACCACCUAUCUAUCAUCAAGAUCCAAACGCGCAACACUAUCAACAGCAACCAGCCAUGUACGCGCAACAUCCUCAAGGCCAGCCUGCUGGCUCACCGCCACCCCAACACCCCCAAGGCGCAUACAUCCAGCCCGACCAUGCUGGCGCUCAGCCUGGCAUGCCUCCCCAGCAACAAAGCGGAGCCGUCUACCAGAACGCAACACCAAUUGCAAGCCUAAACCGCGGUCCUGCGCCUGCAGAUUGUCCUGCGUGCGGACAACGCGCCAUGACCAACGUCGCGUUUGAGACGGGAAACACCACACACGCCUGGGCUCUCGGUCUGUGCUGCCUCUGCUGCUUAGGAUGUAUCCCCUACGUGAUGAACUCGCUCAAGGACGUUCAGCACAAGUGUGGCCGCUGUGGUGUGCUGCUUGCGACUUGGCACCGCAGUGGAACCACUGAGGUACACAUCCACUCUUAGGCAAUGUGGGGGUCGCACAUAGUGGCAUACACGCACAGUCGAGGGGGGAAGGAGUUUUGAGAUAUUUGAAGGCGGAUGAUACCCAGAGAGAGAGAGUAAGGACGUUAAAGCGGCUGGUUGAAGGGUUCGCCUAUUGGCUUUCAGGGGCUUUUUGGGCUGAAUGUAGUUUUCACGUGUUGCGCGUCGUUGUCAUACCCAGAUUUGAUUGUAUUUGAAAUUACACGUAUUUUCCUGCGAUGCUCCAUAACGAUUGCGUGAGACAGGCGAGUUUUGCAGCACAACUAGUCAGCCAGUAUUUGUACCUGGAGACGCGUCUCCGUUCUUCAUUAGUCAGAACGUCGCUAAUAUGUUUCGCAUAGAUACAAAUUAAAGUAU
Alternaria alternata is the source of this 1023-nucleotide messenger RNA. RefSeq lists its product as hypothetical. The record is from RefSeq and is a predicted model, not a curated record. Gene Ontology annotation, molecular function: zinc ion binding. Bases 130 to 648 code for a protein of 172 amino acids. Lineage: Eukaryota; Fungi; Ascomycota; Dothideomycetes; Pleosporales; Pleosporaceae. The transcript has 2 exons.